Molecule: messenger RNA, 2740 nt
Organism: Macrobrachium nipponense
Lineage: Eukaryota; Metazoa; Arthropoda; Malacostraca; Decapoda; Palaemonidae
Exons: 11
Coding region: 201-2675 (824 amino acids)
Source: RefSeq, a predicted model, not a curated record
AACUGCAUACCUUACUGUCUUAAUGACAGUUUUCAAACCCCAAGACUUUGUUUACAUUUAGUAUUUCGUAAAUUUACUCUUUAACAAGCUAAGUUGACAUCACAGUGAAACCAUACUACCUACUAUAUCAUGCGAAGAGAGUGAGCGAUAUUUUCCACAAUAAGGAAUAGUACAGGAUCAAACUACUAGAAAUUGAGAACAUGGAUGAACACUAUCCACAUCUCACUCAGCAUCUUCAUCAGUCUCUUUGGAGAAAGUUAUCACCUCGAGGUCUUGAGCAUAGGGUACAUGUACCCACAGCUAUUACUUUUCAUCGUUUAGUGCCAACAGCAUCAAGGACACCAAGAAGUCAUCAUAAAUUAGCUCAUCGUUCAUAUAAAUACCUAGACCCUGAAGAAAUUGCCAGAGCGCAGGCCAUGGCAAGGCUUGCUCUUCUGAGGGCUAGACUGUCCAAAAAUGAAGAAGCAGAACCAAUUCCAUCUGUUCAACCGAAGACUGGUGAAGGUGGAUCUCAAGAAAAACCUAAACUACUUGGCAAGGGUAACAAAGGCUUCAAAAGCCAAAAGUCUCCCAAAGGAGCUGUAAAGAGUGGGGAAAAAAGGGAUCAGACAAAGCCUAAUAAAGAGACUCAAACUCAAGGCCAGCAGUCAAGACCCAAAUUGCCAGUAUAUCGGGGUAUUGGUGAAACCAACCUACGUCUCCGGCAGAUUUCUAGGCUUUUAUCAAUGAUUGUAGAUUGCUUACAAGAUUUAGAAAAUUACCCAAAAUUGUCAAAGAAAAGAAAAGAUUUUGUUUCACCUCAUGAGAUUGAAAUAAAAAAUAAGCGAUGGAAUGAGUUUUUACAUUCAUCAGGCCGCAUGCUCUUCACCUUGAAACGAGAGGUUACUUCAAUGGAAAGAGCAUUAAAGCAAGAGGAAAGAAACCCAAAAUUUCUGAGGAUGCUAGCAUCAUCAUCUCAUAGUUUGUACAAGUUGUUGCAGGCACUAAAGACUUACUCUGAGGCAACAUUUCAAUCACCAUCUUGGAAGAAAUUGCUCAGCGAUCUAGUUGGCACGUGUCAUCGUUUAUUUGCCAUCACGUCAACCGUUGGGAUUCAACCACCAAAGAAAGUCAAGGCACUACCAAAAAAGGUUGGGAGUGGAACUGAAGAUAGUAUUGAUUCAUCUGAAUUAGCAUCUUCUGAAGUUGAUACCUGUAAUAUUGACAUUUUACAACCAGAAUAUGUGAGAGAGAAACUGUUGGCCAUAGCAAACAAGAACCUGCAAAAGAAAAGAAAGAAAAAGGAAAAUUAUACAGUUGCACAAAGAAAUGAAGAAAUUAUUUUGUCACCUUUGAAAUACAGUGGCAUAAGUAAGUAUAACAAUCAUCCAGUAGAAGGUAAAAUUCAGAAGACUCAAACAGCACCAAUGAAGUCUCCCACUCAUUCUCAAAAGGUGCAGUUUUUCGGGGAUUUUGAGAAAUACAGUGGUAGAGGAGAUGAACCAAGUUCUAGUGCAUUAGAUAGUCCUUCAAAAGCAGAUCCAAUGCACACACCCCAUCAGACAGAGAAGCCAUCUACUCAUGUGAGGAAACAGGUUAAUUCAGAAGGUACAGGUAUUAACACAAAUGAACAGAGGACCUCAGUAUGUAAACUGCAGGACCAUAAUGUGCUAGUUGAAGAGACUGCAAAUGCAGUGGUUAACAGACUAAUGCCACUUCUUGGUCAGGAAGCUGAGGAAAGAUUGGGAAAGAAACCAGCUGCAGGGGGCCCACCUACAGUAGUUUUGCCCACAGAAUCUAUACCCGUUAAGGAUAUUAGUCGUCAGAUACAAUAUAUGCUGGAGAGGGUUUGCAAAAUUGAAGAAGAACAAAAACAAAAUAUAAAUGUUAUUGGAGAGGUUUCAAGAAGACUAGAACAUAGGGUAGUUUUUCCUGAGAAUAUACUUCAGACAGCUAUUAAUCAAGCACAAAAUGUACUGAAUAAUCUCACUCGGAGGGAAGAACGAACUAAGAUAUUUGAUAGUCAUCUGAGAUUUCCGACCACAUCAAUAACAAUAGGUAGUCCUUAUGGAAACAUCAUGAAAAGUGACCAUGAAGCAAGACCAGAAAAAUUAUUGAAAACUACUAGUGAUGGUAGCAGUUAUGUGUCUCAAGAUAACAGUCUCAAGAAUAAUUUUGUUUUGAAUGAAGUACUUCAUGUCCCUGAAAGUGGCAAUAUCACAGAUCAGAUAAAAUUACAAAAGGAAGAAUUUUGGGCUUCCCUAGUUGAACAGGGUUUUGUGAAGCCUCCAGAACUUGCUGUAGAUGGGGUAACAGCUGCUAACAAGGCAGUAGAGUUGAUGAUGGAACAGAAUGUUCCCAGAAAUGCUGUCAGUAAAGACACAGCAGCCUUCAAAAUUACACACCACUCCACUAAUGUUAAAAGAGAUGCAGCUCUAGCCAAAGUAAAGAAAGAAGACAAAGCUACAUUAGUGACCUCAUUGAUGUCAUCAUAUUCAAAUUCAUUUGAAGCAGAGUCAUCUGAACAGACUCCGUGUUCUUCAAAACUUUCUGAUGAAGGUGUUAGUAAAAAGAGCUUUAGUAAUACAAAUGUUUCAACGUCUGUUACAGAACCUGAUAGUGAGAACACAGAAAACAGUAGGUCAGGUAGCUACCCCUCUUAUGAUAGCGAGAGUUUCUCUGCAAAGGAAAAAUAGCAAAUAUAGUAAUUUUAAAAAUGAUUUGCUCUUAACUGUAAUUAUACAUAUGUAAAAAACAAAAA